This is a messenger RNA of Vigna umbellata (rice bean), 6507 nucleotides long. The record is from RefSeq and is a predicted model, not a curated record. Lineage: Eukaryota; Viridiplantae; Streptophyta; Magnoliopsida; Fabales; Fabaceae.
AUGGAAGAUUGGGAAGAGGAACGUGAAACUGUAAAGGCCGAUAUCAAUCAGCUAAAGGAUCAAGUCGGUCAAAUUUUAGAAGCGUUGAAAGCCAUGAAAACUACAGGAGAGGCUUCGUCUGCAAAGGCUGAUGAUAAUGCUCACACUUCAAUACAUGACGCUGUGGGUGCACAAUUCACAUUUCCGAUGUAUGGUCUACCACCAGGUUACACACCGCCUACUGGAGAUCAUUCAGAGGCAGAGCAUACUUCCUUGGCUUUUCCCGUAACCAGCAAUGUACUUCCCAUUGGUACCCAGGGGCCUAUCCACACCACUGAGGCAAAGUUGAAUGAAACGCCCAAGCUUCCCCAAACAAUUGCCGCACAAGAUGCUGCUUUGCAGGCAAGUGUAGAAGGGGCGAAGGAUAAACUUGAAGUUCUAGAAGGCAGACUGAGAGCCAUAGAAGGGUUUGAAAGUUACGGAUUUGGUGACGUGGCAAGAUUGAGUUUGGCUCCCGGAGUGACCAUUCCACACAAGUUUAAAGUGCCAGAAUUUGAGAAAUACAAGGGAAACACAUGCCUUAAGAAUCAUUUGACUAUGUAUUGUCGAAAAAUGGCCGCUUACGCUCACGACGACAAAUUACUUAUCCAUCUCUUUCAGGAUAGCUUGGCUGAAGCGGCAUUGAGUUGGUAUACACAUUUGAAUUCCUCGCAUAUUCGUUCUUGGGCAGAUUUGGCAGACUCCUUUGUAAGGCAGUACAAGUACAACAUGCAUGUUGCACCGGACAGGUUACAAUUACACCACAUGACAAAGAAAGAGGAAGAAUCUUUUAAAGAAUACGCGCAACGAUGGAGAGAGUUGGCAGCACAGGUUGAGCCGCCUCUAUAUGAUAAAGAAAUGGUAGCAAUGUUUGUGAGCACGCUACAACCACCUUUUUAUGAGCAUAUGAUUGGCAAUGUGUCCUCCAAUUUCGCUGAUAUCAUCAUCAUAGGCGAAAGGAUAGAAAUCGGACUGAAAAAUGGGAAAAUUACAGCUCAACCUAACACUCCAAAGAAAUCUGUCUUUAAUCCAGGAAAGAAGAAAGAAGGAGGGGUACAUGCGACAUCAUCAGUGCCCAUGUGGGGAGGUCAUACCCCUACUCGUAGCUAUACACCAAGCCCGAGCUACCCUCCCUAUGUGAACAACACCACGCCUGGUUCCCAAAUUAAAUCUCAACCGCCAGGAUAUUAUCCACCACCACAGGUUUCAAACAAUGCUUGGAAAGUAGGAGUUGGCAUGGACCCUGAUCGGAAUGUUGGUCAGAACACUCAUCCUAGGAGGGAACCGGGGAAGAACUUCACCCCCAUUCCUAUGACGUACACAAAAUUGUUACCUCAUCUCUUAAAGAAAGGCAUGGCCAGUAUUCGCCCCAUGAAACCUUUACAACCUCCAUACCCUCAUAAUUAUGAUCCAAAUGCAAGCUGCAAUUUUCAUGGGGGAAGCGUUGGCCAUUCAACUGAAAGGUGCAUGGCUCUUAAGUUCAAAGUACAAUCGUUAAUUGAUGCAGGAUGGUUGAAGUUUCAGGAAGACAAACCUAGUGUUGAAAUCAACCCCCUUGCCGAGCAUGGAAAUACCUCAACAAAUGCCAUCGAGGAUGGACGACACAGGCUAGUAAGAGAUGUUAGUGAAAUUCGUAGUUCUAAAAAGGUCAUUUUUGAAACGCUGAUGAGAUUGGGUUUAUUAAGGGGUGGAGAUGACCUCGGUGAGACAUGUGGAAUCUGUCCAGGAGCCGAACAUAUCAUUACUGAGUGCACCAGGUUUAGGAGCUUUCUCCAAGAUCUGAUUGACAGAAGUUUCCUACAAAUAUACUACGUGAAUAAAGAAGAAGAAGUAUUUGCACAGACUGGUGGAGAGCCCAAUAUGACUUUAUCGGAACCAUUAGUGAUUCGUUUCACCAGAACCCCUCCUACACUCAUGACUCAAGGAAGGAUGACGAAAAGUGGACGAAUCUCUCCAUCGUCACUUUCAGCAAAGGAAGAUGUGGAACUUUCCGAAGAAAAGAGCAGGCCAUUAGAUAAAAAUGUUAAAGAAAUUUCCGAUGAAGAGGCAUGUGAAUUCUUGAAAUUUAUACAGCAAAGUGAAUAUAAAGUGGUGGAUCAAUUGAAACGCAUGCCAGCAAAGAUCUCCCUUUUGGAACUACACAUGCAUUCAACCUCGCAUAGAAAGUUGUUAAUGAAAGUACUCGGUGGGGCUCAUGUAGAGCAGAACAUUUCUUUGGACCAGUUCAAGGGGAUUGUUAACAAUAUUACUGCUAAUGAUUACCUCACCUUCACUGAUGAAGAGAUACCUGUUGAGGGGAGAGGUCAUAACAAAGCUCUUCAUAUCUCUGUAAAAUGCUUGGAUCAUGCCAUAGCACGCGUUUUAAUUGAUAAUGGUUCCUCCUUGAAUGUAAUGCCUAAGGUAACGCUGGAGAAGUUACCGUAUGAUGUGAUUCACUUGAAGCCAAGUACUAUGAUUGUAAGAGCUUUUGAUGGGAGCAAGAGGGAUGUUAUGGGAGAGAUAGAUUUGCCAGUACAAGUUGGUCCUUGUGUUUUCCAGAUAACCUUUCAGGUCAUGGACAUUCACCCAGCCUACAGUUGCUUGUUAGGUCGACCUUGGAUCCAUUCAGCAGGGGUGGUGCCCUCUACAUUACAUCAAAAGUUAAAGUAUGUCAUGGACAAUCAGCUAAUCAUAGUCUCAGGAGAAGAAGAUUUCCUUGUAAAAGGGCCCUUGUCUACUCGCUAUAUCGAGGCAGCAGAGGAGGCUCUUGAGACCGCGUUUCAAUCAUUGGAGAUCAUUGGAAAUACCUAUAUAGAACCGAUGCCAGUAAAUCCGUACCUGUCUAGUGCCUCUCUUAUGACAGCUAAAGUCAUGCUAAAAGAAGGUUUUAAACACGGAAAAGGUCUUGGAAAAUACGGGCAAGGACGGACCCUCCUGCUAGAACUUGUGGAGAACAAGAAUAGAUAUGGCCUGGGGUACAAGCCCACUAGAGAAGACAAAAGGAGAGUGAGGAAGGAAAAGGAAGAACGAAGCCUAGCUCGCAUAGAAGGAAGAGAUCCCCUAAUAGGGAGGAUCCGCAUUUGUGAUAUCAGGGAAAGUUUCCGCAGCGCCGGGUGGAUUAACACUAGCCUAAUAGCAACAAUCGAGAAUGAAGACGAAGACUCUGCACUUGUGUGGCCUUGCACCCCGGAAACACAGCUCAAGAACUGGAGGAUAGAGAAUUUGCCUGUGAUGCUUGUCGAAAUAUGUGACAAUGAAUGUUUUGAAAACGAUAAUAUUGAUACCCCUAAUUUCGAGCACCCUAUCAAUAAAAUGGAAGAUGAUUAUGAAUUUGAGCCGGAACCCUCCCCAGAAUUAACAAGGUUAGUUGAGCAAGACUCCAGGGAGUUGAAACCCCACCAAGAAGAAGUUGAAAUAUUUAACGUAGGAGAGAAUAGCGAAAGAAAAGAGGUAAAAAUCGGCACAGGCAUGCAAAAAGAAGUGAAGGAAGAGUUAUGUGCUCUGUUAAAGGAAUUUAGGGACGUGUUUGCCUGGUCGUACGAUGAUAUGCCUGGUUUGGAUACAGACAUAGUCCAGCAUAGGCUGCCACUCAAGCCAGAAUGUCCGCCGGUCAAACAGAAACUAAGGAGAAUGAAACCAGAAAUAUCCCUAAAGAUCAAAGAUGAAAUACAGAAGCAAUUCGACGCAGGAUUCCUAGCGGUAUCAAGAUACCCUCAAUGGGUGGCAAAUAUCGUGCCUGUACCAAAGAAGGAUGGUAAAGUUCGAAUGUGCGUUGACUACCAUGACUUAAACCGCGCAAGUCCAAAGGACGAUUUCCCAUUACCACAUAUUGACACCUUAGUAGAUAACACAGUUAAGUUUUCCUUAUUUUCAUUUAUGGAUGGCGUUUCGGGGUAUAACCAGAUUAAAAUGGCCCCGGAAGAUAUGGAAAAAACUACUUUCAUCACGUUAUGGGGAACUUUCUGUUAUAAGGUGAUGCCUUUCGGACUUAAGAAUGCUGGGGCAACUUAUCAGAGGGCGAUGGUGGCACUUUUCCAUGAUAUGAUGCACAAAGAAAUAGAAGUUUAUGUGGAUGACAUGAUUGCCAAGUCUAAACGAGAGGAGGAGCACAUUCUUAAUCUAAAGAAAUUAUUUGAAAGAUUGAGAAAAUUCAAACUCAAACUUAACCCCGCUAAGUGCACGUUUGGUGUAAAGUCCGGAAAGUUGUUGGGUUUUGUGGUCAGUCAAAAGGGGAUAGAAGUGGACCCCGACAAGAUACGAGCCAUAAUGGAAAUGCCAUCCCCCAGCACAGAAAAAGAGGUACGAGGUUUUUUGGGACGGCUAAAUUACAUUGCUAGGUUCAUAUCUCAACUAGCAGCCACCUGUGAACCCAUGUUCAAGUUGUUACGUAAAAAUCAACCCGUAAAGUGGAAUGAGGAUUGUCAGGCCGCUUUCGACAAAGUCAAGCGCUAUCUCCAGGACCCUCCUGUAUUGAGACCGCCCGAGUCGGGAAGGCCACUCAUUCUUUACUUAACAGUAUUAGAUGAAUCAAUGGGUUGUGUGUUGGGUCAGCACGACAUAUCCGGAAAAAAGGAAUAUGCUAUAUACUAUUUGAGCAAGAGAUUCACAGACUGCGAACGACGCUAUUCGCAGUUAGAACGAACUUGUUGCGCAUUGGCAUGGACUGCUCAUUGCCUAAGACAAUACAUGCUAAAUCAUUCUACUUGGUUGAUAUCUAAAAUGGAUCCUAUUAAAUAUAUUUUUGAAAAGCCUGCUCUCACUGGAAGGAUAGCUCGAUGGCAGAUGCUAUUGUCAGAGUAUGACAUCGUAUAUGUCACUCAAAAAUCUGUCAAGGGUAGAGCUCUAGCUGAUUAUUUGGCCCAACAACCCAUUAGAGAUUAUCAGCCGAUGCAGCCUAAUUUCCCUGAUGAAGAUAUCCUGGCUUUGUUCGGAAAAAUUGAGGGAGGCCGAAGUGAAAACUCGUGGACAUUACUGUUUGAUGGGGCUUCCAAUGUAAAAGGACAUGGAAUAGGAGCAGUACUUAUAUCCCCAGAAAAUCAAUACACACCCAUGACCGCUAGGUUGUGCUUCAACUGCACCAACAAUAUCGCUGAAUAUGAGGCUUGUGUUAUGGGCAUUAAAGCAGCAAUUGAAUAUAAGAUAAAAAUUUUGAAUGUAUAUGGGGAUUCGGCCCUAGUCAUCAACCAACUAAAGGGAGAAUGGGAGACCAGAGAUGGAAAACUAGCCCCUUAUCAAGCCUAUAUCAGUAAAUUGAAUGAGAACUUUGACUCCAUCACGUUUCAUCACAUACCGCGAGAUGACAAUCAAUUGGCAGAUGCUUUGGCUACCUUAUCAUCAAUGUUUGAAAUUAAUCGAGAUAUGGAAAUACCAAUGAUCAAAAUGAAAAGUCAUGCAGAGCCAGCGUAUUGUCAUUCCAUAGAUGCAGAGCCAGACGGGAAACCUUGGUAUUACAAUAUUAAGAAUUAUCUAAAGACUCAGAGGUACCCAGAAGGGACAUCUGAAAAUGAUAAGAGGACACUGAGGAGGUUGGCGGGAAACUUUAUCUUAAAUGGGGAUGUCUUGUACAAAAGAAACCACGACAUGGUACUCCUCAGGUGUGUGGAAGCAAAGGAGGCUGAGUCAAUUUUGGAAGAGGUUCAUGAAGGCACCUUCGGAACACACAUGAACGGGCACUCAAUGGCUAGAAAGAUUCUGAGAGCGGGUUACUUUUGGUUAACCAUGGAGCGAGAUUGUUGUGCGCAUGUAAGAAAAUGUGAGAAAUGCCAAAAGUAUGCGAAUAAUAUCAAUGCACCACCCGUAAACCUAAAUGUAUUAACGGCACCUUGGCCAUUUUCAAUGUGGGGAAUAGAUGUCAUCGGUGCUAUAGAACCCAAGGCAACGAAUGGACAUCGCUUUAUACUAGUUGCAAUUGACUACUCCACCAAAUGGGUAGAAGCUGCUUCCUAUGCUAAUGUCACUAGAAAAGUAGUGACAAAAUUCAUAAAAAAGGAUUUAAUUUGCCGAUACGGGCUCCCCGACAAGAUCAUCACUGACAAUGCCAGAAACCUGAACAAUCAAAUGAUGAAAGAGUUAUGCGAAGAGUUUAAGAUUCGACACCAUAAUUCUUCACCUUAUCGUCCACAGAUGAACGGAGCAGUUGAAGCUGCAAAUAAGAACAUCAAGAAGAUUGUACAAAAGAUGGUAGUCACGUAUAAGGAUUGGCACGAAAUGCUCCCUUUCGCUUUACAUGGUUACCGUACAUCAGUACGCACAUCGACUGGGGCAACCCCUUUUUCUUUGGUAUACGGAAUGGAAGCAGUAUUACCCUUCGAGGUAGAAAUCCCAUCCUUGCGAGUAUUAAUGGAAACCCGUUUAGAAGAAGCCGAGUGGAUUCAAACCCGGUUUGAUCAACUCAAUCUCAUUAAGGAGAAAUGGUUGACCUCAGCAUGCCAAGGACAAUUAUACCAACAAAGGAUGAAAAAAACAUUCAACAAGAAAGUACGUCCUAGGGAAUUCCAAGAAGGUGAACUG